Messenger RNA from Candida dubliniensis CD36, 225 nucleotides. Its product is annotated as mRNA splicing protein. The coding region runs from base 1 to 225 and encodes 74 amino acids. The record is from RefSeq and is a predicted model, not a curated record. Gene Ontology annotation, cellular component: SMN-Sm protein complex; U2 snRNP; precatalytic spliceosome. NCBI's taxonomy places the organism in Eukaryota, Fungi, Ascomycota, Pichiomycetes, Serinales, Debaryomycetaceae. The transcript has 4 exons. Gene Ontology annotation, molecular function: RNA binding. Gene Ontology annotation, biological process: mRNA splicing, via spliceosome; spliceosomal snRNP assembly.
AUGGUAUCGGAACCAGAAUUGAAAAGUUAUAUGGAUAAAAAGUUAUCAAUACAGCUAAAUGGAUCAAGGAAAAUUAUAGGUAUAUUAAGAGGAUAUGACAUAUUUUUAAAUAUCACAUUAACAGAUGCAUUGGAGGUUGAUUCUAAAGGUGAAAAAAUGAACAUUGGAGCAACGGUCAUUAGGGGUAACUCAAUUGUUUCUAUCGAGGCUUUGGAAAGUAUAUAA